GAGGAGCGCCGCGCGACAUUCCAAAAGUCAGUGCAGGAACAAAGGGGCGUGUGUUUUGCUGGAGUCUCACGGCAGCGGUGGUUGAGCAACGAUUCCAGAUAAGGAUAGCGGAAAGGGACUCCCCCCCCCCCAACCCCCAAAAAGGGCAGAGUGCUUAUGAAAGGAGCGGGGCACUUUGUUUUCACUAGUAAUCCCAUCAGCUGGACACCGGACGCCUCAGGGGUACAAGGAGAGUGGACAACGGAAUCAAAGAGGUGCGGCACAGGUGGCCCGCUCCAGAGUGAUUCUAAGCACCGUUUGGUCUGGCCUCAUCUAUGGUUCGAGUGAUAUUGCCAGACCUCCACAUGAUGAAAACCUUGUGAAACCUACGUAGAAGGGGGAUGCCCAACCGUUAUUUAAAAGCCAUUCAGCAGUAUGAAGUCUCAGCAUUCCAUGAUCUAUCCAGAAAGGAUAUCGCUGCCUUGCAUUGGACAGAUGGAUCAGUCACAAAACAAUCUGGACUUGAUUAGACUUGCAUGUACCAUGAGUCACCUUGAACAAGCAGGCUGGUACUGGGGUUCUAUGACGGCAACAGAAGCUAAACAGCUCUUGCAUGAAGCUUCAGAAGGAACAUUCCUUAUGCGGGACAGCUCAAGUCCAGAUUGCCUGUUGACGUUGUCUGUGAAAACCAGUGUUGGCCCCACCCAUAUUCGAAUUCAGUAUGAUGAGGGUAAGUUUGGCUUCGACUCUGCACUCCUGGCCAAACCAAAGCUAAAGCAUUUUGAGUAUGUGGUCGGCCUGGUGCAGUUCUAUGCUCUUGUCUGCCAGAACUUGAAUAAUAACCCUCAGAUGGAAAGGUCUGUUUCAAAAGCACCAUCUAUCCAGCUGAAACUGACUAAACCACUGUAUACCUGCAUUCCAUCACUACAGCACUUAUGUAGGAUUGUGAUUAACAAAAGAACAAGAAGCGUACGGGAGCUCCCACUGGCCCCCGGCUUGAAGGAGUACUUGCUGAAAUAUCCUUUCCUCAUGUGAUGAUGCAUACGUUACAGAGACUGGACAAUAGGAGUUCUUUUUGCUUGUACUGUUUGCAUGAAUUUUUACUGUAUAAAGUCAGUUAAAUUCCAAACUUGAAACAUUGCUAUGAUUACUGUAUUGCUAAACAUACUGAUUUUUUUAUGCACUUUGUUCAAUUUUUUUGUACAUUCUUAAAUUACUGGUCACUGCAGCUCUUCCAUCAAUUAUUGCUAUUUUAACUUCACUUGGUGCUGUUUCGUUCCCUUCUUUCUAAAGAAUAUGAGGCAGCUAACAUUUAGGUAUGCUGUAGUAAUGUCACUGCCUUCUCUCAUGGAAGGUGACCAGUCUUCUGUCCUUGUGCCUGUGAUGUAGUUGCACAGUUUGUUUUUGUUGGCACUGUGGGCAGUAUGGUUGGAAGUAAAAUUAACAAAAGUGCAAAGAGCUGCAGCCAGAGGAAGGUCACUCAGGUGUACCCCAGGCAGUGCUGUUCCGCAGAGGAACCUGGGGCUUAAAUGGUAGAGGAUGGACCAUGUGGACUGCUGUGCUGGGGUUAGAUUGGUAGCCAAUGCCUUGUUUCUGCUGACGGUAGGCCACAGAGCACACACUGACCAUGUAGCAGUAAAUGGUCCAGUAUGGUACAACCAGGUCUGCGGUCAUAAAUGGAAAGGGUAGUAGCAAAGAGGAAUUUUCUUGUUGUAGACCCCCCCCCCCCCAGUGUGCACACCCAUCCGUUUACUGAAUUGCAUGUUGUAUAACACAUUGCUGUUCGAGGGUUAUGGGUAAAAAAAUACAGGGACUCCAAACCAUGACCUACAUCGAGAGGCUGAAAGCCCUGUUACUUUAGUCUGUAUCUUAAUAGGUUGCUGAGAGGCCGUCGACUUGUGCCUAGCCUAUAGGACAAUCUCCAACCCUGCCGUAAUGGAAAUGCUGCACAUCAACAAGUCAAAUGGCACAAGAGUCACUCGCUCUAGGGAUCUUGGCCUAGCCUGUGACAUUAACAGAACAUGCAGUAGAGACAUAUAUCUCCCAG
This is a messenger RNA of Protopterus annectens (West African lungfish), 2026 nucleotides long. Its product is annotated as suppressor of cytokine signaling 2-like. The record is from RefSeq and is a predicted model, not a curated record. Gene Ontology annotation, molecular function: 1-phosphatidylinositol-3-kinase regulator activity. Gene Ontology annotation, cellular component: phosphatidylinositol 3-kinase complex. The coding region runs from base 415 to 1014 and encodes 199 amino acids. Gene Ontology annotation, biological process: phosphatidylinositol phosphate biosynthetic process; intracellular signal transduction. Lineage: Eukaryota; Metazoa; Chordata; Ceratodontiformes; Protopteridae. The transcript has 3 exons.